CCACUCCAUUUCUUUUCAAAGAUGCACAAAAAAUAAUAAGGUGACGGGCGCAAAAGCUUCACCUGCUCCGAACGACUGUCCAAUAAGUCCCCAACUCAUCUACAUCCACCGUUUACCACCCAAAACCUCCGAUUCUCCACCGCCACAAUGAAUAUCUUCAGGUUUUGCGGCGAUAUGUGCCAUUUAUUCAGCAUCCUAGUCCUCCUUCUCAAAAUUUACGCCACCAAAUCAUGUUCAGGGAUCUCGCUGAAGACGCAGGAGCUGUACGUCGUCGUUUUUUUGGCGCGCUACUUGAAUCUAUUCACCGCCUUCAUUUCCGUGUAUAACACGGUGAUGAAGGUGGUGUUUAUUGGGAGUUCUGUGGCGAUUGUUUGUUGCAUGCGGUGGCAUCAUGCAGUAAAACGUUCGUACGAUCGCGAUCUCGAUACAUUUAAGUAUCAGUUUCUGGUGUUGGCCUGCUUCCUCUUGGCUUUAGUGCUUCAUGAGAAAUUUACCUUUUUGGAGAUAUGUUGGGCAUUUUCUAUCUAUUUGGAAGCUGUUGCUAUUCUCCCACAGUUGGUUCUGCUGCAACGAAGUGGAAAUGUUGACAAUUUGACCGGUCAAUAUGUUUUCUUUCUUGGGGCAUACCGUGCAUUGUAUAUUCUCAACUGGAUUUAUCGGUAUCUCACACAGCCCCAUUUCAAUGGAUGGAUAUCCUGUUUCUCCGGCUUAAUACAAACAGCUCUUUAUGCUGAUUUCUUCUACUAUUACUUCAUAAGUUGGAAAAGCAAUUCCAAGCUUCAAUUGCCAGCAUGAGCAUCACCUACCAGGCUUGGCGUUUACUUCUCAUUAAGUGAAGUUGUAAGGAUCAUGAAUGUUGAUGGUUUAGCAGUCAAGGCCAAAUGACUAAUUUUCUCCCAUAUGGUGUUUGAUCGUCUUAUUGAAAUAAUUUUCUUAAAUAGUAACCAAGUUUUAGUUUUGUUAUGCUGUGAAAAUGUUAAAAACAUAGUAAAGGACGAUACCACUCACUUGUCAUCAAGUUUCUUUAGUGUUUCGUUUUUAAACUUUGAUUUGUAACCACUCAAAACUUUUCA
Molecule: messenger RNA, 1073 nt
Organism: Lactuca sativa (garden lettuce)
Lineage: Eukaryota; Viridiplantae; Streptophyta; Magnoliopsida; Asterales; Asteraceae
Product: ER lumen protein-retaining receptor A
Biological process (GO): protein retention in ER lumen
Cellular component (GO): membrane
Molecular function (GO): ER lumen protein retrieval receptor activity
Source: RefSeq, a predicted model, not a curated record